Messenger RNA from Acanthopagrus latus (yellowfin seabream), 5233 nucleotides. It is a transcript of the gene slc8a4a, whose product is annotated as solute carrier family 8 member 4a. The record is from RefSeq and is a predicted model, not a curated record. Gene Ontology annotation, cellular component: sarcolemma; postsynapse; axon. Gene Ontology annotation, biological process: sodium ion transmembrane transport; calcium ion import across plasma membrane; cell communication. Gene Ontology annotation, molecular function: calcium:sodium antiporter activity. The coding region runs from base 817 to 3657 and encodes 946 amino acids. The transcript is spliced from 9 exons. Lineage: Eukaryota; Metazoa; Chordata; Actinopteri; Spariformes; Sparidae.
CACUCCUCUCUUUCUUUCUGUUCUUUUCCAUCCCUUUCCUUGCUUGAUAUCCAUCUUGUCCUGAUCCGUGUGCUUUUUCUGCGUCCUCUCUAAAUCCCUCUCCAUUCAUUCACGCCUACUCUCAUGUGCGGUCCUGUUUUUUUGGAGGGGGGGGGGUUCUGUGCGCAGACAGAAGAAACAAGAAGAGAGAUUGAGUGUCUUUCUCACUCAGUUUCAUCCCUCAGAUUGACAGUUUGACUGACUGAGACGAGCGGGACGAGGAGAGACUCAGUAAUCUAAUUUAUUUAUUUAUUUUUACGCAUCAACAAUCGCACGUCGCCUGGAGAGGAUGAAGCUGGAAACGCAUUGUGGAAGAAAGAAAGGUGUCGCCUCGGUGUGAAGAAGAAGAAGAAGAGGAAGAAGAAGAGGGGGUCUGAUAACUAAUCCCCACAGUGUUAAGUUUGCUGAGGUAGGGUAACCUGUCGGGAGGGGGGGAGAAUACCGGAGGAGCACCGGUGGAAAAGCUACGCGUCAUCUCCAAAGACAGGCAGCGCAACAAGCCAACACCAUUACGCCAGCCAGUGUGGAUGGCACACGGGGUUGUCUUCUUCUUCUUCUUCUGUUGAUCUGGUGCAGGGGGCAGCCACGCUGAGAACAGAGUCCAGCUGAGAUCCAGGGCUUUUCUUUUUCCUAGCGAUAUGAAAGAUAAGUUCAUCUCCUGAGGCCACAACUUCCAACCCAGCACCGACAUCUGAACCCAGAGGCUUGUGUUAGACCUCCACAUGUGAUGUGGAUUGAACUCCGGCAUCAGGAGACUCCGAGCACCGUCCCGCCGCCAUGUUUCUGCCCAAGCGCAUCUUGAAUCUCACGCCAUCUUUCACACCAUGUAUGUUCAUGUCCGUCCUGCUGGUUCUGCUCCCAGGAGUCACCCAUUUCUCCCAGGGCAGCGCCAGCCACGACGAUGCCAACAGCACGCCGGGCAACUGCUCCAGCGAAGGCAACUGCUCCGAUGGCGUGGUGCUGCCCAUGUGGAACCCCCAGAACCCCGCGGUGGGUGACAAGGUGGCGCGCGCCAUUGUUUACUUUGCGGCCCUCAUCUACAUGUUCCUGGGAAUGUCCAUCAUCGCAGACCGCUUCAUGUCGUCCAUCGAGGUGAUCACCUCUCAGGAAAAGGAGAUCACCAUCAAGAAGCCCAACGGUGAGACGACGACGACAACCGUGCGCAUCUGGAAUGAGACGGUAUCUAACCUGACCCUGAUGGCCCUGGGCUCGUCGGCGCCGGAGAUCCUGCUGUCCGUCAUUGAAGUGGUCGGCCAUAAUUUUGAGGCUGGAGCUUUGGGCCCCAGCACCAUUGUGGGCAGUGCCGCGUUCAACAUGUUCAUCAUCAUCGCGAUCUGCGUCUACGUGGUGCCAGAGAAUGAAACCCGCAAGAUAAAGCACCUGCGGGUGUUCUUCGUCACCGCCGCCUGGAGCAUGUUCGCCUACGUCUGGCUGUAUCUCAUCCUGUCAGUGUUCUCACCCGGAGAGGUGCAAGUUUGGGAGGCCGUCCUCACUUUCUUCUUCUUCCCUCUCUGUGUGCUGCAAGCUUGGAUUGCGGAUCGCCGCCUGCUCUUCUACAAGUACGUCCAUAAGCGCUACCGUGCCGACAAGACCCGAGGCAUCAUCAUCGAGUCAGAGGGAGACGCCAUGUUCACCAAAAUGGACUUGGAAAUGGACGGCCAGGGUGUGAACUCCCACACUCAUCCCAAAGAGGCUUUGGAUGGGAUGCUGGAAGGAGUGGAGGAAGGCGGAGGGAUGAGCGCAGAGCAAGACCAAGAAGAAGAAGCCAGACGGGAGAUGGCUCGCACGCUGAAGGAUUUAAAACAGAGGCACCCGGAGAAGGACAUGGAGCAGCUGAUCGAGAUGGCCAACUACCAAGUGCUGGUCCAACAGCAGAAGAGUCGCGCUUUCUAUCGCAUUCAAGCCACGCGCAUGAUGAUCGGAGCCGGGAACAUCUUGAAGAAGCAUGCCGCCGACCAGGCCAGGAAGGUGGUGAGCUGUCACGAAGCCAGCGGUCAAGAGGAGGAUCCCAACACCAUCUACCUGCAGUUCGAGCACUCUCACUACCAGUGUUUCGAGAACUGUGGCUCACUCAAGCUGGCGGUGACGAGGCAUGGAGGGGAAAGCGGCUGCACUGUGAAGGUAGAUUACCGCACGGAGGAUGCGACUGCUAAUGCCGGAUCAGACUACGAGUUCGCGGAGGGUACUCUGGUCUUCAAGCCCGGCGAGACGACGAAAGAGUUCACCGUCGGUGUCAUCGAUGAUGACAUUUUUGAAGAGGAUGAGCACUUCUACGUUCGCCUUAGUAAUCCACGCAUCGUGCACCGAGCUGAGGUCUCGGUCCUGGAGCCGAGCUCCAUCACCUCCAGCAACAGUACGGUAGGCCUCUCCCCCCACGUCCCUCCAAAGGCGGCCCUGGGGAGCGCUCACACCGCCACGGUUACCAUCUACGAUGACGACCACGCUGGCAUUUUUACAUUUGAGAGUAACUCCAUGAGGGUGAGCGAGAGCAUCGGCAACAUGCAGGUGAAGGUUCACCGGACGUCCGGGGCGAGGGGGAAGGUGGCGGUGCCCUACCACACCGUCGAGAGCACCGCCAAGGCAGGGGAGGACUACGAGGAGGUGUCGGGCAAGCUGGAGUUCCAGAACGAUGAGACCAUGAAGCUGCUGAACGUGAAGAUCAUCGAUGACGAGGAGUACGAGAAGAACAAGUGUUUCAUGAUCGUGUUGGAGGAGCCCAUCCUGCUGGAGGUGGGACAGCGACACGGAGACACCAACGACAACAAGACGAAGAUGGAGCCGGAGGACGUGUCAAAGAUGGGCUGCCCCUGUCUGGGCGAGCACACCAAGCUGGAGGUCGUCAUCGAGGAGUCGUAUGAAUUCAAGAGCACGGUGGACAAGCUGAUCAAGAAGACGAACCUGGCGCUGGUGGUGGGGAGCAGCAGCUGGAGGGAGCAGUUUGUUAGCGCCGUCACUGUCAGUGCAGGCGACGACGACGAGGAAGAGAGCGGAGAGGAGCGCCUGCCGUCCUGCUUCGAUUACAUCAUGCACUUCCUGACAGUUUUCUGGAAAGUCCUCUUCGCUUUCGUCCCGCCCACCGAGUACUGGAACGGUUGGGCCUGCUUCUUCGUGUCCAUCUCCCUUAUCGGCGUGCUGACAGCCGUGACCGGGGACCUGGCCUCUCACUUCGGCUGCACCGUCGGUCUCAAAGACUCCGUCACCGCCGUGGUGUUCGUGGCCCUCGGCACCUCUGUUCCAGACACGUUUGCGAGUAAAGUGGCGGCCAUCCAGGAUCAAUACGCCGACGCCUCCAUCGGCAACGUGACGGGCAGCAACGCGGUGAACGUCUUCCUGGGCAUCGGCGUGGCGUGGACCAUCGCGUCCGUUUACUGGCACACCAAGGGCAAGGUGUUCAAGGUGGACCCGGGCUCGCUGGCCUUCUCCGUCACCGUCUUCACCAUCAUGGCGCUGGUGUGCGUGCUGGUGCUGCUCUACCGCCGGCGUCCCAGCGUGUCGGGCGGGGAGCUCGGGGGCCCACGGACACCCAAGCUGAUCACCUUCACUAUGUUCCUCUGCCUCUGGUUCGUCUACAUCCUGUUGUCGUCGCUGGAGGCGUACUGCCACAUGCCUGGCUUCUGAGACUGAGGACGGCGCACAGACACGACUCCUCUCCUGGUUUUUACAGUCUACCGAAUGUGUUUUCUCUCUGUUUUUUGUCUAUUUUCACAACAAACAAAAAAAAAAGGUUUAUAACUAUUUGUAUCAUUAGUUAUUAUUGAUACCGCACAAUAUCUGAAAAUUGUCAGACGUUGGAACUUUGCUGCCACCCUCCCACACUAUGCUGUGAAGUUUAGCUUUAGCCACUGAAAUUGAACCUCUUUCUCAGCUCUUCUUCCUUUUUGGGUUUUCUUCCUUUUGUUCCACGGGACAUUUAUCUAAAUCAUUGCUAAUCGGCGUCCAUACUUUCUGUCACUUAACACGUUAAACAAAACAAAAAAACAAAACAAAAAAAAAAAAACCUUCUGGCAUCACGUGUCCUCUGUGUGUGGACAACUAUUUGAGUUAUUCAGUGUGAAGGAAAGCACAAGAUUAAAAGACGGUGGUGCAUGGGGCGACAUUAUACUCGACAUUUACACGGAAUCGAAAAAGGCUGAGGUGACGUGUUACAAAAACAUAUACGUGUGUUGAUAUUUAUUACUCGAUCUAUACAUUAAUUAUUCAUUGUGCAUCACGUAGAAGAUGAACAUCGUGCGUGGGAGUUUUGUGAACGAGUAGGUGUGUUUAAUUUCUUGCACGUUAAUCAGAUUUAAGAGUUUUCUUGGUAAUUUUUUUUAUUAUUAUUAUUUUUUUUAAAGAAAAAAGUACUGUAUGUAAUAUUUUUGACAUGGCUGUUGACGUGUUGACGUGUUCCCGUACAUGUGAAUCACAGCUGUGACAUGAUAUUUUCACUGCCUGGUCCCUUUUUUUCCACCCCACGACGCUUUUUUCUCAGUCGGUAUCACGUUCGACACAGCUGGGGUUAAAAAAAAAAAAGACUUCUUUCUCUUUAGUUUUUUUUUUUUACAUAAUGGAGCAGAGUGCCAAUUUUAACUUGUACAAUGAUGAAUUAACUCUUGAACACAUUUAUGAUUUUUGUGUGUGUGUGUGUGUGUGUGUGUGUGUGUGUGAUACUCUGCCCUUCAGCACAAAUUUGGCGAAAGGCAACUGUGUCGCUGGUCUGAGCGCGGACACGAUAACAAACACCAGUUUUUCUAAAUCUGUCAUUCUGACACUGUGACAUUUUCUUUUUUUUCCCAACAUCACUUUUAGAGAAAAAGCACAGCAGGAGAGCCGAAAGUGGGGAGAGGGGGGGGAGGGGCCACUUCCACAGACGACCGACUGUACGAAAGGUUAUUAGGUCGCGAUCGGAUCAGAGCACAAUCACCGGCGAACAGGUGAUCCAUCGUGUUUUGGAUGUGCUAAAAAAAAAAGAAACAAAAAAAAAAGAGAAGACGUGUAUUUCAGUAUUUCCUGAGUGUCUCCUUUGUGUCGCACAGCAGUUGUUGAUAUGAAGUUUUGUUUUUAUUUAACCUAGAAAAAUCUUGUAGAGCCAUAUUUAUUGUAACAGUAUUACAGUAGAGGUAUUUAUAUGAUUCAUUUUAGUUUUAUUGAUAUGCACGUUUAAUGUAUUAAAAGAAAAAAAAAAAGUGGAAAUAAAUGUUGCUGAUUUAUGAUG